Papilio polytes (common Mormon) is the source of this 1303-nucleotide messenger RNA. It is a transcript of the gene Rpn9, whose product is annotated as 26S proteasome non-ATPase regulatory subunit 13. NCBI's taxonomy places the organism in Eukaryota, Metazoa, Arthropoda, Insecta, Lepidoptera, Papilionidae. The transcript is spliced from 10 exons. Gene Ontology annotation, cellular component: cytosol; proteasome regulatory particle, lid subcomplex; nucleus. Bases 45 to 1202 code for a protein of 385 amino acids. The record is from RefSeq and is a predicted model, not a curated record. Gene Ontology annotation, molecular function: structural molecule activity. Gene Ontology annotation, biological process: ubiquitin-dependent protein catabolic process.
AGCUACCUUCAGAUCAUUACAUACACAAUACAAAAUUUUGAAACAUGGCUUCUACGAGAUUCGCUGUUGUUGAAGUAAACGAUUAUUUAUCAAAAAAACAAGCUGCAGAACCUGAAUUAGCAGCAGAUUGGGCAAAAUUAGAAGAACUUUAUACUAAAAAAUUAUGGCAUCAACUAACUUUAAAACUGCAAGAAUUGGUAAAUUAUCCAUCUCUAAGGUCGGGAGACCAUUUAAUACAGCUAUACAACAACUUCUUAACUGUAUUUGAAAAUAAAAUAAAUCCAUUGUCUUUAGUAGAAAUAGUGGCCCAUAUUGUAGAACAGUAUGCUGAUAAGAAGGAAGCGAUCGCAUUCCUGGAGAAGAUUGAGGCGAAGGUGAAAAUGAAUGAUGAGGCUUUGGCUCUUUGUAAGGUUCUCCAAGGUCAAAUAUAUCUGGAACAGCUGAAUGAUUUAGAUGCUACGGAGAAAAUCAUUGAACAAUUGGAAGGUACUCUGGAAGAUGCAGAUGGUGUUACUCCAGUCCAUGGCAGAUUCUAUAAACUAGCUUCGGAAUACUACAGAGUGCGUGGUCCGAUGGCCCGUUACUACCGCGCUGCGCUGCGAUAUGUAGGCUGUGCGCGCGGCGGUGAGGACCUCGCGUUGCCAGAGCGUCGUGCGUGUGCUCUGAGACUGGCCCUCGCCGGUGUGAUUGCACCCACUGUCUACGAUCUGGGAGAACUGUUGGCUCAUCCAAUCCUGGAAUCGCUGGAAGGCACACCGGACGCGUGGGCGUGCGAGCUGGUGAAGGCUGUGGCGGCUGGAGAUAUUGUCGCCUUUGAGAAAAUACGUGCUCAAGCCCCACAUCCCGAACUACACAAAGCUGAUCGUCAGCUGAGACAGAAAAUUGCUAUCCUGUGUUUGAUGGAGAUGGCGUUCAACCGCACCUCGGCGCAGCGCAAGUUGACAUUCGCAGAGAUAGCGCGCGAGGCUCGCGUGCCCCGAGACGAGGUAGAACUCCUUGUUAUGAAGGCCCUCGCUGAGAAACUUAUACGGGGACACAUCGACCAAGUGAGCGAAUGUGUAAGUGUGCGGUGGGUUCGUCCGCGUGCGCUGAACCGUGCUGGCGCGGCUGCGUUGGCGCAACGCCUGGACGCGUGGUGCACCGCCGUCGCCAGCGCCGCCACGCUGCUGUCCCGCGCUGCACCAGAUCUGCUCACACUCUGAUAGGGAUUAUUUCUGCAUUUCAAUCUAGUAAGGCGUAUCCCGGUACAAUCCAAUAAUAAAGUAAAACAAAUGUCAUGUUUAAUAAAUAUUCAUUAAAAUUA